This is a messenger RNA of Nymphalis io (European peacock), 2920 nucleotides long. RefSeq lists its product as uncharacterized. The record is from RefSeq and is a predicted model, not a curated record. The transcript is spliced from 7 exons. Bases 91 to 1203 code for a protein of 370 amino acids. Lineage: Eukaryota; Metazoa; Arthropoda; Insecta; Lepidoptera; Nymphalidae. Gene Ontology annotation, biological process: neurotrophin TRK receptor signaling pathway; negative regulation of protein kinase activity; negative regulation of TOR signaling. Gene Ontology annotation, cellular component: cytoplasm.
GUUUAUCCACUGAACUACUUUGUAUAAUUUUACUACGUUCUUGUAUAAUUUAGUUUUUUAAUAAUCUCAUACUAAUUUACAUCCUGUAAAAUGGCUCUCUGUGUUUGUAAAUGCUUAAAUAUAUCUUUAGAAAGUGAUAAUUUUGAAGAAAUAAUUGAUAUCGGAAAACUGGAUUUAUCUUUGACGGAACAAAGGGAUAUUUUUUUCAGUGAGAAGUUACUUUUAUGCCCUUCCAAAUCAUUGAAAAGCCAUGUGGUUCAGCCGGCUUUGAUUGGACACCGUAUUGUUGGUCGCUACAAUAUAGAAUCAUGUCUUGCAUGUGGGCAGACUACACAUGCAAUAUUACAUGAAAAGAAUACUGUUCUAAUUUUAAAAUCAAUUCAAACUUCAGUGGAACACAUAAAUGACUUGAAAAAAUCAGAGAAUUUCUCACCAGUAUUUAAUUUAUUAGUGCCAGAAGUAACAAAUGAUAUUGAAAUGAAAGAGAAUGUUGAUACAAAUAAUCAAAUGAUUAGUGAUAAAAAUGGCUGCUCUCCAUCUAUUCAAGUGAUUGGAACACUGAGAAAGCAACUUAAUCAAACACUGCAAUCACAACUAGAAGCUAUAGAAGAAACUGUAAGGCAAUUCAGAGAUCAGAAAUAUGCAGAAUAUGAAGCUUACAGGGAAAGGGCUCAGAGAGAUCAUAAAAUUUUGUCUAGUAUUGUUAGUAAGUCACGCAACACUGCUGAAAAAGAUAAUUGGGCAAAUAAUUCAACCUUAGACAAUGGACCACCUUCACCUCUUUUACCACCUCUGCAAAGGAGAAGAUUAUCUUCAAUUAAAGAUGCUAAAAAAUUCAAUCAAAAUGUAAAGACGACUCAAAUACCGCAUGAAGAAGAUUCUUUAGAUGCUGAGGAUAUUUUUGAUUUAGAAGGAAUGGAUUCUAGAAACUACAUGGCAUCGGACCAGGAUGAUUAUGAUUCUGACCAAGGAAGUAAUGACGAAGGUAUACACAUAGUGCGAUCCCGUGGCGUCGCCGACGCCGACAUCGCCCGCUCGCUUCCUAUUAACAUGCCCAAAUUUCCAAUGGAAAGACCGUCAGUGAGGGAUGUCGACGACUUUGAGGAGCCGGCCGACAUCGCGGCCAGCAUCAAGGCGCUGGCGCGCUCCGUGCACGGCGACGUGUUCGAGCUGCCGCGCCCGCGCUUCUCCACGCAGAUCUAGCGCCGCCCGUCGCUACUCCUAACUCGUGAGGACAUCCGCUGGAGUUGUCGAGACGAGGUUCAUACUGCCCUCGCAUUGGUGCUUUUGAAAUGUGAUCAGUGACCCUAAUACCGCUAUAUGGACAGCUAAAUGUUAGUAUGACUUGACGCCGGACGGCUGAAAUAUUUCGAUGAUCGAUGUCAAUGUUUGCGAUCGACGUGCCAUGCGCUGUGGACGGCCGGCUACUUUCAGUUCUAGCUUUAUAUUUCUUCCUAGAUGUGUAGUUUUAUUCGUGCGACAGAUUCAGAUAUAUGAUAAUAAUGGAAAUCAAAAUGUGGUUGUAAUCUUGUAAACUUCCAUAGUGCAUAUAUAAGGACUUAUGUAGUAUGUAAGCAAGAGGCUAUGAAUGUUGUUAAAAACAGAAUAUAUAAAAAAUAAACCAAAAAAUUGUUACAAGCCGGCGAGGACGCGACUUCUUAUAAAGAACUGAUUUGUUUAAGUAAAGUUUGAAAACUCAUUCGUAAAUUAGAAUGAUCAUGUUAAUUGUCAUUAGAAUAUAAAAGAUAAUUAUCUCUAGCUCCCUCGGUUUUAUAAUGUAUAAGAACAAAGUCUAUUAAGAAUGCUGUAACAAGGAUAAUCAAAAUUAACUUUACAACACUAUUCAUUAAACAUGUCUGUUAUAAUUUAAUAAAUAUUAGAUUAUGUAGAAAUGAUAGCUCAGGGAAUUGAUUUAGGGACCAUCCUUAUAUUACAUAGUUUCAAAAGUACAAUAAACCCCCGACAUGUGAUAAAUAGUGUAAUCUAAUUUGUAACAUUCAUUACUGUGUAUGUAGAAGUAUUUCUUAAUUGUCCUGUAGUCAUUGAAAAUAUCUAUUAUGCUGAGGUAAUUUCUUGUAUUUUACUUUAAUAAGAAUUAUAUUAUAGAAAAAAAAACAAACGAACAAGUAUUAUUGAAAUUAAUCAUGUUUUAUUGAAUUUUCAGUCGGAUAUAAAAAUGAAUAUUUUAAUAUAAAGUUAAUCAUGAUAAACCUUGUUACACCAAUAAAAUGUGUAUGAAUCCUACGUGACGUUCGCGAUAUAAUCUUUGUCCUGCUGGCACAACUAAGAGCCAUCGAGCAAAGAAUUGAAUGUGUAUGAAAGUGUAUGUCGAUGUCGAUGAACUUGUUGAAAAUAAUAUCUAUGUGUAUUAAAAUUAACAUCUAAGUCAUAUCUCUGUUAUAGAAUUCAGAGUUUUUUUUAAUUAAUUUUUACGUCGUGUUAUCUUAAUGAUAAGUGAAAAGUGUACAAAAAUAUUAAUACUUGCAUUUCUUACUAGUCUUUUAGGGUCACGAAAUAAAUCAUAGUUGAAAAUUGUUUACAUACCCGAAUUGUUUACACAGUAAAUAUAAUUCUGUCAUCAUGCUUACUUAAAGAAUUGUAAUAAGUUUAUUUUUAUAUUCGAUAUAUUGAAUGAGUACAAUAGGACAGGAAUGAAACGAGUUGGCGGUAGGCGUUCGUAUUUGUUUGUGUACAUUUUGUUUAUAUGAACAGUUACAAUAUAUAGUUCUAUGAUCAGUGUCUUCCAGUAGCACUGUACUAAUUAAUCAUUUUCUCUACUAUUUUAAUGUAAUGUCAGUUUUUCAGCCAAUUGUAUUACUUUUUUUUUUUUGUAAUAUUAUUUGUUUCUUUGGAGUGACGAUAACGAGAUGGACUUUGAAUGUAAGGAAUAGUAGUAAUCAUGUAAUAAAAAUGACAGAAU